Ceratitis capitata (Mediterranean fruit fly) is the source of this 3203-nucleotide messenger RNA. Its product is annotated as small G protein signaling modulator 3 homolog. Lineage: Eukaryota; Metazoa; Arthropoda; Insecta; Diptera; Tephritidae. The transcript has 4 exons. Bases 137 to 2542 code for a protein of 801 amino acids. The record is from RefSeq and is a predicted model, not a curated record. Gene Ontology annotation, molecular function: protein binding.
CAAAAACCCAACUGGACUUAUUAUCGAUAAAAGUGGACUCAUUAGUUUUAUAAUAUUUUGUCCUUUAAUUAUUGAAAUAUAAACAAUAAUAUUUGGAUAAAUAAAUAUACCAUCAAGUAGUGUCAAUAAACUAUCGAUGGAAAGUAUUUUCGGUCGUGGCCACGAUGGAUACGUGGGACGUGCGGAACAUAUUAAAAAACUGCAAAUGAACAGCUCGGAAGAUGACAAUCUAGACGAGCUUCCGCCUAUGAUGGAGGACUUGUGCGUGGUAGACGGCUUACGACCCAGUCCCGGCGGUCCAUUUUCUGCAUUAACACCCUCAAUGUGGCCACAAGAAAUUCUCGCUAAACUUGGGCAACCAGAGGCAGAAUCAACUGGCCCUAACGAUCAACCUGACUAUCGUUUUGAUGAGUUCGGAUUUCGCGUGGAAGAAGAAGAUGGACCUGAACAAAGCUCGAAUAAACUUCUUUCUCAGCCAUUUAUGGAAGAUGCGCAACAUCGAUUGCAAUGGAUUGCUCAUUUGGAGUUUUCACACAAUAAAGAGGCUACUGAGUUAACUUGGGAAAAUGUAGAUGUAAUGUUGCCACGUACUGAAAAACUUCGAAAUAUGGUGCGUGAUGGCAUCCCACAUUCCUUGCGGGCACAAAUGUGGAUGCGAUUGUCAGGAGCGUUAGCUAAAAAGCAGAAAAGCGAAACCAGUUAUCAUGAUAUAGUAAAGGCUUCAGGAAAUGAUCAACUUAUGACCUCAAAACAGAUAGAAAAAGAUCUGUUGCGGAUAUUACCGACUAACGCAUGCUUUAGCAAUCCGCACGGCACUGGAAUACCAAGACUUCGUCGUAUACUUCGUGGUAUUGCUUGGCUUUUUCCAGACAUUGGUUACUGUCAGGGUACUGGUGUUAUAGCUGCAUGCUUACUACUUUUUAUGGAAGAAGAAAAUGCUUUUUGGAUGAUGGCAACAAUAGUGGAAGAUCUCUUACCCGCAUCAUAUUACUCCUCAACUUUAUUAGGCAUACAAGCUGACCAGCGUGUAAUGCAAACUCUGAUUGCGAAUUAUCUAACCGCUGUUGAUGAAACAUUGAAGAAACACGACAUCGAAUUAUCUCUCAUCACUUUACAUUGGUUUCUAACACUUUUUGCCAAUGUAGUUCACAUGAAGAUUUUGGUUCGUAUUUGGGAUUGGUUCUUUUAUGAUGGUAGCAUCGUACUCUUUCAACUUACUUUGGGUAUGCUAAAGUUGAAAGAAAAGGAUUUAAAAAAUCUAGAAAACUCUGCUCAAAUAUUUAAUUCGCUUUCGGACAUUCCUGGCGAAGUGGACGAUGUACAGAUUCUUUUUCACGAAGCACUGGAAGUGGGUGGCUCUUUGAGUCAAACUGUUAUCGAUACACAUCGUCGUCGUCAUCUUGCCUAUCUUAUGGCCGAUCAAGGUGGACUCGUUGGUAAUCCCGAAGCAGUUCCAAAUCUCCCAAAACAACAUUUGGCACGUCGUCAAGUCCGAAAAAGCAAAUCAAUAUUAGAAACACUCCUCUUUCGUGGCGAUCCUGAUUCAGUCGAAUUAAAAAAUAAAAAUAUACGACAAACAGAAAUUCUUGUCGACUUGCGUGAGGCAAUAUUAAAGGUAGCACGUCACUUUAUUACCAUUGAGCCCAAAUUGGCAGCGCAUAUACAGUUGACAGCGAAUUAUAGUACUGAUUCGCACGCCAAAGAUCAUGAAAAUUUCAUCAAUGUCGCGCGUCGACGAAAGCGGCGAGCCAAAGCAUUGCACGACUUUGAACGACAUGAUGAUGAUGAGUUAGGCUUCCGUAAAAAUGAUAUAAUUACAAUAAUCAGUCAAAAAGAUGAACAUUGUUGGGUAGGAGAACUGAACGGACUUCGCGGCUGGUUUCCUGCUAAAUUUGUAGAGUUGUUGGAUGAACGUAGUAAAUUAUAUACUUCUGCUGGUGAUGACGCAAUAUCGGAAACAGUUACAGAUUUAGUUCGUGGAACAUUAGCGCCUUCUAUCAAAGCUUUUCUGGAGCACGGCAUGAAGAGACCAUCAUUUUUAGGUGGUCCGAUACAUCCAUGGCUCUUCAUCGAGGAGGCAGCUACACGUGAAGUUGAAAAAGAUUUUGAAUCGGUAUAUAGUCGAUUGGUGCUAUGUAAGACGUAUCGGCUAGAUGAAGAUGGAAAAGUUUUGACGCCAGAAGAGCUUUUGUUUCGUUGUGUACAAGCCGUUAAUCAAUCUCACGAUGAAGCGCAUGCGCAAAUGGAUGUCAAAUUACGUUCACUUAUAUGCCUCGGCUUGAAUGAACAAGUGUUACACUUAUGGUUGGAAGUAUUAUGCUCAUGUCUGGACAUUGUACAAAAGUGGUAUUAUCCCUGGAGUUAUAUAGAUUCGCCAGGUUGGGUGCAAAUCAAGUGCGAGCUGAGGAUACUCUCCCAAUUUGCCUUCAAUUUAAAUCCAGACUGGGAAUUACCACCAAAGAGAGGCAAAGAGUCACAGCCUCUAAGAGAUGGGGUACGUGACAUGUUGGUUAAGCAUCAUCUAUUCUCAUGGGACUUGUGAGUCAUAUAGAGAUAUAAGCGACCAAUGCAUUUGUUUAGUAUUUUAUUGUUACUUUUUAAGAGUAGGCAGCAAGCCCUAAUAUUCUGGGGUAAUGAUUAGUUUUAAGAUUUUUUUUUAUUUGAAAUUCCGUCAAGGUCCCCGAAAGACCCACCUUUGAGGUGCAAGUCUUGCAUGAUUUUAUAUUUCUCGAAACAAAAGCAUCUAAAAAUUUAUGCCUUUGGGCGAACGGCUAUUAUUCAGAAACAUAAAAAAAAUUCAGCAAACCCUACAUAUUAAGAAAGAACUAAAAGCACACAUUCCAUUUUAAUUAAAUAUACUGUACUUAUAAAAUAUUCAAUUAUGCACAUAAAUGUACGCACCUAUGUAUGUGAAUCUUGAUUCCUAAUUCAUAUAUGUAUGUACGUUUUAUGCUUACAAUAUGUAUUUUAUAUAUUUAAAUAUGUAGCAAGUAUUGACUUCAGUAUAUCAAUUAAUCGCUUCCUUAACUAAAUAUAUAAAUCCUUGCCCUUUGGAAAGCUAUAUGUAACUUAAGUAUUUUCAAAUUGCUUUCAACGAAUGUAUGUAUGUAAAUAUUUUGCGGAAUACGAAUUGUAUAAGAAUUAUUUUUUAAAUAUAUGUUUGUUGUACCUUACAUUAUAAAAGCAUAUUACACAGUUUGUGU